AUGACGAAGAAGAAGAAGAUGGACCGAGUCGUAAAUCCCGUCAGUUUUUCGUCACCAGUAGCCGCUCCAGCUCGAGACAACGGGAACAGACCAAAGGUUCCUUCAGUCGUGAAGGGUGUGCUUCUCCGUGGUUAUCAGUCAAAAGAACGAGUACUCACUUUUGAUAGGUUAUGCACUGCCGUUGCCCUCAUAGUGUGCGUCGUAACGGCUGGUGUUUUCGUCAAGUGGGCAUGGGACAAGUUCGCCAGAAGUCCCAUCGUGGUAAACGUGGAGACAACCAACUACCCGCUAUACAAACUGUACUUCCCGGCUGUUACCAUCUGCCCCGCCAACAUCGUCAAGAGAACGGUUGGAGAGGAGCUUCUUACAAGGUACCUGAACGUGAGUCUAGAUGGCAGACUGCAGGAGGUCGUGCGGAACGUGAUGGGCGCCCUAGCCAUUUGCCAACAUCCCUUCUAUUACAGAAUGCAAGAUCAUCUCGAACCAAUUCUCGACAUCCUGCCACAAUUUGAAAAGUUCAACGUGUCUCACUUCAUGCUGCAGGUGCUGCCCACGUGCUCGGAACUUUUUGGCAAUUGCUUCUGGCUGGGGAAGGAAGUCAACUGUUGCGAAGUUUUUAAUCUUCAGAGAACAGAGGCUGGUUUCUGCUACUCAUUUAACUCACUCACGUCUGACAAUACAUGGAAUUGUGCCGAAUCGGAGGAGUUUUCUCGAUUCUUAGUAACCCAUGAAGAGAAGAACGAAUUCAGUGAAUGCGAGCCACGUCACAACAUCGCUUCCGGAACAACUACGGGGUUGGAAGUAUUCCUGAGGCCCUCAAGGCCUGAGAACUCUCUGCAAGAAGGACAGCGUGACAAAAAUGGGGCCCGGGUUUAUCUUCAUCACCCGGUGCAGUUACCUGAGGUUGGGACCGGCAUCCACAUGCCCGAAAAGAACGGCAUGGCGUUCAGGAUACAAGUGACGCCCUCAGUGACGGAAAGCAGCAUCGGUGUCCGGGCUCUCACCAUCUCUCAACGCCAAUGUUUGUUCCCGGACGAGUUGCGUCUCUCAGUGUUCAAAACGUACACACAACAGAACUGCCUUCUGGAAUGCAGACUUAGAAAUAUCGCUAGUUUUUGUGGAUGUCGCCCGUACGUCUUCAGCGCGUUCACAGCAGAUAAUGUUCCAGAAUGUACCCUGAUUCAACUCUGGUGCUUAACACAACAUAAUCUUGAGUUGAGGAUCUUCAGGCCUCCAAAGGGAACACGUGGUUUCGAAAAUUUGACCGCUAUCGACUGCUCUAACUGCCUGCCAACCUGCCAUAGCAGCCACUACGCCUUGCACUACAGUUACACUGACGACAGCAACCCCUAUGCCAGAGACAGCGGUGGUUACCUGGAAGUGUUCUACAAGGAUCUGUCUGCCAUUAAAUAUCAUCAGAAACUGGCUUUCGAUUUCAUGGAUCUGGUCGUGUCUAUUGGGGGUGUGGUCAGCCUUUUUCUUGGAUUCAGCUUGCUGAGUGUGCUUCAGUUCUUUUACCUCUGCGUCAUGAGAUGUGUCACGUUCUGGCAGAAUAUAAAAUGGCACACAAACACACUCAGACACGCCUGGAUAGAAUAGUAAAUAAUGUGUCAUGUGUGUCCUUAGAGUUCCGAAGAGCACAUCUUUAUAUUUUAUCAAAUGAAAUAAAAGAGUUUGAGAAAUUUUGGCAAAUUACUGAGAUAUGAAAGCACAUUUAUACAGUUAUUAGUUUGACCUUUGUCUCGUCUCUCCACAACACACAAGUCAACAUCUGAGCACGUGUACCUGUUUCUGUCCAUUACAGCAACGUCGGUGCCACUUUCUGACACAGUAAUAAGAAACAUAAACACAAUGUUUUAUAUGUUCUCCAAACUGCAUUAUUCAGAAACAAAAAUAUUUGGCGUACGAGUAGUACAGUCAAAGUGUAUAGCGAAGACGCUGCCUUCUGGGUUGUUUCGCCGUGUAGUCUGGUAGA
Messenger RNA from Zootermopsis nevadensis, 1975 nucleotides. RefSeq names its product sodium channel protein Nach. Lineage: Eukaryota; Metazoa; Arthropoda; Insecta; Blattodea; Termopsidae. Gene Ontology annotation, molecular function: ligand-gated sodium channel activity. Gene Ontology annotation, biological process: sodium ion transmembrane transport. Gene Ontology annotation, cellular component: plasma membrane. The record is from RefSeq and is a predicted model, not a curated record.